This is a messenger RNA of Arabidopsis lyrata subsp. lyrata, 1234 nucleotides long. RefSeq names its product ethylene-responsive transcription factor ERF056. The coding region runs from base 201 to 938 and encodes 245 amino acids. The record is from RefSeq and is a predicted model, not a curated record. The transcript has a single exon. Gene Ontology annotation, biological process: regulation of DNA-templated transcription. Gene Ontology annotation, molecular function: DNA-binding transcription factor activity; DNA binding. NCBI's taxonomy places the organism in Eukaryota, Viridiplantae, Streptophyta, Magnoliopsida, Brassicales, Brassicaceae.
UAAAAAACAAUUAUACAGAUUUUUUUUUUUUAUAUAAACUUUGAUAUAUGUGAGAAUUAUUUCUUAAAUAUUGAGACGAAUUCAAUGGACUCAACACCUUUAUAAGGCCGAGAGCUUCAUUCAACAAACGAAAAAGAAUUAUUUCUUUGUUCAUCCUCUUUUCUUUCAUAAGCAACAAAGAUAUCUAUUUCAAUCCUCUCAUGGAAACUGCUUCUCUUCCUUUCCCUGUCCCAAACACGAGCUUCGGUUUAAACCAACCUAAGCCUCUCGGUCUAAACCAGCUCACACCAUACCAAAUUCAUCAGAUUCAGAACCAGCUUAACCAUAGACGUAGCACAACCUCAAAACUCUCUCCAAAACCAAUCCGAAUGAAGAACUUGUCACCUUCUUCCUCCAAAACCAAGAAUCUCUACAGAGGCGUAAGACAAAGGCACUGGGGAAAAUGGGUCGCUGAGAUCCGCUUGCCUAAGAACCGGACCCGUCUCUGGCUCGGAACAUUCGAAACUGCUGAAGAAGCCGCCAUGGCUUAUGACCAAGCUGCUUUUCAGCUCCGUGGAGAUAUCACCAAGCUUAACUUCCCAAACAUCAGACACGAAGACAUUAAUCCUCUCCCUUCCUCUGUCGAUGCAAAACUUCAAGCUAUUUGCAAGAGUUUGAGAAAAACAGAGGAGAAGUACUCUGUUUCAGGUAAAACAGAGCAUGUUCUGCCAAAAACAGAGCUUUUCCUGCCGAAAACAGAGCGUUUGGAGACAAAGGAGUUCUUCGAUGAGUCACCGAAAAGCGAUGAGAACUCGUCGCAGGCGGGAUAUUCAUCGUCGGAUAUAACAUUGCUGGAUUUCUCGGAUUCAGAGUUUGAAGAGAUUGGGAGUUUCGGGCUUGUGAAGUUUCCUUCGGUGGAGAUUGAUUGGGAUGCAAUUAGCAAACUGUCAGAUUCUUAAAGUCUUUUUAUUUUAUUUUACUUUUCUCUGCAACUUGAAAUUUUAACAAGUUACAGAGGAUUUUUUAGGUUUGAAUCUGUCCUAGUUUUCUUUGUUGGUCGCUUUAGAGUUUUACUAUAUAUGAUCUCCAUGUUUUGUCUGGCUUGGUAAGUUUUAAGGUCCUCGCCUUACACAAACCGGAGAAACUUUACGUAUUCAAAAGCUACCAUUAUGUAUUAUAUGUCAUCUUCACAUCUUCUUAUUAGACUGAGAUAAAAGUUUAUGAAAUGAAGUCUUGAUUUGUUCUUUUAGUUCAA